This is a messenger RNA of Salmo salar (Atlantic salmon), 6858 nucleotides long. NCBI's taxonomy places the organism in Eukaryota, Metazoa, Chordata, Actinopteri, Salmoniformes, Salmonidae. The record is from RefSeq and is a predicted model, not a curated record.
AAAACAUCAGCCAGGAAGCAUAGGAACUGAGAAGUGGUCUGUGGUCACCACUCCUUUAUUGGGGGUGUCUUGCUAAUUGCCUAUAAUCUCCACCUGUUGUCUAUUCCAUUUGCACAACAGCAUGUGAAAUGUAUUGUCAAUCAGUGUUGCUUCCUAAGUGGACAGUUUGAUGUCACAGAAGUGUGAUUGACUUGGAGUUACAUUGUGUUGUUUAAGUGUUCCCUUUAUUUUUUUGAGCAGUGUAUAAACAACCAUGGUGGACUUCUAUGUGUUUAACAUUUUACCUCGUGUGGGUGUUUUUGGUGUGCUUUGUGGUUGCUGUAAUUCUUACAAUCUGUCACGGACUUGGACAUAGUGUGAGUUAUAGGAAACGUUUUGCAGUAAACUAUACUGUGUGUUAAUUCUGAGCCUGAAUGUAUUGCCACAGAGUAACAGUCAUUCAUUGAUUAGACUUUAUAUUCUUAACCAUCAGCUCAUCUUACAUUUUUGUUAGAGUCCUAUUAUGAGUUCAACCAUGUCUUCCCUAGGACCAUGAAUUGAGCUUUGGGGUUGGUUGUGCUAUGCAUGUGGCUGCCAAGUGUGCGUGUGUGCACGCCUGUCUCUGUGUGUGUGUGUGUGUGUGUGUGUGUGUGUGUGUGUGUGUGUGUGUGUGUGUGUGUGUGUGUGUGUGUGUGUGUGUGUGUGUGUGUGUUCGUAUUCACUGGGGCACCAGCCCCUGUACGUUAGUUGCUGCACUUACAGAGGAAAUGUGUGUUUCCUUGGGGGUAAAUGGGAGAUGGUGUGUGUGUGUGCCGUCACUAUCCUUCCAUCUGACCAUGUCGUUAAACAAACACACACAGAACCACACACCUACAACAAUGGCUGCCCCUGCCCCCUACCAUAACUUAUCGGUACUCAGACAUCUGACUCUGACGUAGUUUUCUGACAUUCUAAAUGAAUGCUGCUGGUGAUAGUGUUGAAUAACGUAUUUUCCUACAAACUGUAUGUACAUGUUCUUUUUGUAAGCAUGACUAUUUUUAAACAGAGAAGCCUUUGAGCUACAAAAACCAAAUAAAUAUCUGAAUUGAAAUCAGAAGUGUGUAUUGUGGGAGCAUGUGAGUUGGGCUGUCAACAUACAUCCAUUUGCCAAGAGAACAUCCCACUUCUGAUCUAGGAAGGACAGGUAGGCUUCUCUUUACAACAAGGUGAGAUGUACACAAACACACAUACAAACACAUCUAAAUAUGCUGCUCACCUCUUUCCAUAAUCUCUCAGUAUGUGGUGAUGUCUUAAAAAAGCCUUACUGAGGCAGAUUGAAUGGGAGGAAGUGGCUCUAACUUCCCCAGGAAAGAGGAAGAGGAAACAGACGGGUUUGGACCGCUCAGUCAGGCUGGGCAUACAACUACAGACUAAUGACUGAAGAGAGCUGGCUGGGGAGAAAGACAGAUAGAGGCAGGGAGAGAGAAACAUAAAGAGAAAGACUGCCUUCCAUUGGCCUACAAGACCACAGAGCUGGACUAGGGAAAAUAAAGGUAGAGCGAAAGAGUGACGGGAGAAAGACAGAUAAAGGGAGCGAGAGAGAAAAAUAAUUGAGAAAGAGAGAGAAGACUGCCUUCAAUUUCCAUUGUCCACUUCUGGACUUGGAAGAGAAGAGUGAGCGAAAGAGAAGAAAAGGAGAAAGGGAUUUUCCUGUGAGUUGGACACGUUCUGGUACCUGGUUGUGGGGUGGACAUGGGCCAGUUUCUGACGGGUCUAGGAUUACUGCUCUGCUGUUCCCUCUCCGCCCCUCAGAGACUGGCUCCCUCAGGGAGAAACGUCUGCCGGGACCCCAGGGAUCCUUCCACUCUUGUCUGUUGCACUGGAUGGAGACAACAGAGAGAGGAGUGUACUUUACCUGUGUGUGAUGGCGAGGGGGCCUGCCAGCAGGAUGAGGUGUGUGUUUACCCAGGCGUCUGUCGCUGUCGCCCUGGCUACUAUGGAGCCCACUGCAAGACACGCUGCCCUCCAGAGUUCUGGGCACCGGACUGCCGUGAGCUGUGCAAGUGCCACCCUCAUGGGCGCUGUGACCCGAUCACGGGCGAGUGUACGUGCCUCUCCAACCGCUGGGGGCCACUCUGCCAGAACGCCUGCAAAUGUGGUCGCUAUGGACACUGCCACCCCGUACACGGCAACUGCACCUGCGACGAGGGCUGGUGGACACCCACCUGUGCCAAACAGUGCCAGUGCUACCCAGGCACCUCCACCUGCGACCCACUGACCGGCAGGUGUCAGUGUGCCCCGGGUUACUGGGGUCAGAAGUGCAGUCUUCGAUGUAGUUGCUACAUAUCAUCCUGCCAACAGAAGACGGGGGCGUGUGAAUGCCAGAACGGGUGGUGGGGUCCGACGUGUGACCGCCGCUGUAACUGUGACCUGGAGCACAGCGAGUGUAAUGCGGUCAGUGGGGAGUGUGUAUGUCAGCCUGGGUACAAGGGAGCCUUCUGUAACGAACCGUGUGGACCUGGGGAGUAUGGCAGUGGCUGUAAACUGAGCUGUGGCCACUGUGAAGGAGGCCAGUCGUGCUCUGUGGUUGAUGGUGUCUGUACGGCCUGUGAGCCUGGGUGGAACGGCACACACUGUGACCGGCUGUGCCCGCAUGGUUACCAUGGAAACCACUGCCAGGAGGCGUGCCCACGCUGCAGGAACGGUGAACCAUGUGACCCCAGGACGGGGGCGUGUUCACGAUGUGACCCAGGAUGGACCGAACCCAGGUGUGACGAGCCGUGCUCUAACAGGACAUUUGGGGACGCCUGCCGCUCCCUGUGCAGCCCCUGUUUCCAUGGCCACUGUGAUCACGUGACAGGAAGUUGUGUCUGUGGGCCUGGGUUCCAGGGACGGAGUUGUAACAUCACCUGUCCAGACCAGCUGUAUGGCUUUAACUGUUCCUCUGUCUGUGAUUGUGGAGAGGGCACCGCCUGUCACCCAGCUACAGGGGCGUGUCCAUAUAGUGGUCACAGGGCUCUGAUCACUGGUCUCCUGGUCCCUCUGCUCUUGGUGCUGCUGGGUCUGGUCUGCUGCUGCUGCUGCUGUGGAGGACCUACUGACGGCAAAGACAGAGUAGCAGUGGGUGACGGUGGUACCUCUGUCCGUAUGAAGCGUCAUGUGUAUAACGUCCUGGCCAACGUGAGCUCUGCUGUACCCUGUAUCUCUGUCUGGUCCUCUGGGCUGCCCAGAGUCACAGUGUCCCACCACGACCCUGAGCUGACGUUCAACCACAGCUUCAUAGAGCCUCCCUCCUCAGGCUGGGUGACGGAGGGAUCCUUCUUCGACAGUGAUGAGGAGACCGGAGAGGUGCUCUACUGUGUCCCCCCCAGAGAAGACAUCCCAGCAGUGGCGGGCGGUGAGUUCCAGGAGUUCCAGCAUGAGAUGAGUUCUAAGUGUAACAUCUUCCCUGACCCCUCUGCCUUCAGUAUUAGUGCAGAAGACAUGUCCCUCCCCUUUGGCAUUCCCCGCACCUCCAGCAACGCCAAGUCCAAAUGCCCCUCCGUCUCCUUCGCCGAAGGCACCAGGUUCAGCCCCAAGGAGCGCCGAGGCUCUGCCCAGGAUUUGACACCCGGGGCCCCCCGCACCAAACCCAAGUCCCCCUGGGGGGUCCUGAUGCUAUCAGCCCUCCAGGCCCAUGGAGGGAAGGCCUCAGAGGGGGAAGAGACGGAGACAGGUGAGGGGGGGGACCCAGAAUCCAGUGGUGAAGCAGGGGACCCCGAUGUGGACAGGUACACAGCUACCCCAUCCCGAGCCAUGUCUACCCUGCAGGUGCCUGGAGCAGUGGUAGGGCGAAGACGCACCAUAUCCAACGCUGCUGUUCCCAGAAAGGGUGGGCAAACACCAGGGUCCACAUCCGAUGGCCAGCAGGCAGAGAUGGAUAAAGGGAUGGACAAAGUGACCACAGUGUAUGUGACAGUGGGGAAGGUGGGGGUGGGGGUGGGGAGGCCCCUGUCUAAACUAGAGCUCCCCAGCUCGGAGGGCCCGGUACAGGCCGUGCUACGCAGGCUAGGCAGCCUCCAGAGACACAAAGACCAGGAGGUGGGAACUAAGCCCAAGGGGAAGUGCCCGGGGGCGGAGGGGAUCACCAAGCCCCCCAGGAGGAAGCUGGGGACUAGGGCCAGUGUGUGGGAGCAGGGGGGUCCCCCACCUUCGGGGGUGGAGGGUGCUGUAGGGGAAGGCGUAUCUAUGAGGAAACCCAGUAGGAGGAAACAGCACGCCCACCACAGCUCCCCUGCUGUCAUGGGAAACACUGACGCUGGCACUAACACUCAACCCCCACCAGAGGACGCCCCUGCCACUGUUACGCCCACGAGGCCCCUGUCCUCCAUUUUGAAAAGCGUGCCAGAGGUCGCUGGGUCAGAGGUCAGGGGUGAAAGGUCAGGGGUGAGGGGAGAGAACGGCGACCCUGGGAUGCAGACUGAGAGUGGAUAUCGAACAAUCGGGCCAGCUGGAUUUGUAACGGAUGCUGUUAGUCUGAGUGAAGUCAUCGCCAAUGAAGGAGUGGUGGCCGGUGUGGACGAUGGACCUAACCUUUAUGAGAACGUGAUGAUUAUGCAUUCCUAACUUCAGAUGCAAUGACUGUGGUGCUCUGAUUCUUCUCACAAUUGAGUAUGUAGUUCGACUACUAAUGAAUGAGGAAUUUGGAAACUAGCCUACUGUACUGAGUUAACAGUCAAGUCUGACAUAAACUAGCAAUCUUUACAAUAUUGAGUAUACAAUUUUAUGAAUUACAAUAUGUAUAUGAUGGUCCUGUACAAUAUGUACUGUAUGUAUGUUAUACAACAAUAGGAUAAUGUUGAAAUCACCUUACCAAAUAGUUAUUGACACUGUAACUGCCAUGUGUGAAACAACUAUGCAAACGAAAACAAAGAAAUGCUCCUGUGCACUUUGUUCACUUUGACGUGUCUGUCAUCACUGGGAUAACAUUACUCUGUGGUGCCAGCUUGAACCAUUUAAAAGUGUGGGCACUGGCAUCACCAUCACCUGUCUGUGAUAUGUAUUAUUCACUGGAACACCGAGCCUGUGUCCCAAAUGGCACCCUAUUCCCUUUAUAGUGGCCCUGGUCAAAAGUAGUGCACUAUAAAGGAAACAGGGUGCCAUUUGGGAUGCACACUGAGUGAAACAAAACAAGUGAUGAAACUGAUACCUGCCAUGCAUCUGAUGUAUGGGUAUUAUGGUGUCUGUCAGCUGCAUUCAUCUGAUGUAUGGGUAUUAUGGUGUCUGUCAGCUGCAUGCAUCUGAUGUAUGGGUAUUAUGGUGUCUGUCAGCUGCAUGCAUCUGAUGUAUGGGUAUUAUGGUGUCUGUCAGCUGCAUGCAUCUGAUGUAUGGGUAUUAUGGUGUCUGUCAGCUGCAUGCAUCUGAUGUAUGGGUAUUAUGGUGUCUGUCAGCUGCAUGCAUCUGAUGUAUGGGUAUUAUGGUGUCUGUCAGCUGCAUGCAUCUGAUGUAUGGGUAUUAUGGUGUCUGUCAGCUGCAUGCAUCUGAUGUAUGGGUAUUAUGGUGUCUGUCAGCUGCAUGCAUCUGAUGUAUGGGUAUUAUGGUGUCUGUCAGCUGCAUGCAUCUGAUGUAUGGGUAUUAUGGUGUCUGUCAGCUGCAUGCAUCUGAUGUAUGGGUAUUAUGGUGUCUGUCAGCUGCAUUCAUCUGAUGUAUGGGUAUUAUGGUGUCUGUCAGCUGCAUGCAUCUGAUGUAUGGGUAUUAUGGUGUCUGUCAGCUGCAUGCAUCUGAUGUAUGGGUAUUAUGGUGUCUGUCAGCUGCAUGCAUCUGAUGUAUGGGUAUUAUGGUGUCUGUCAGCUGCAUGCAUCUGAUGUAUGGGUAUUAUGGUGUCUGUCAGCUGCAUGCAUCUGAUGUAUGGGUAUUAUGGUGUCUGUCAGCUGCAUGCAUCUGAUGUAUGGGUAUUAUGGUGUCUGUCAGCUGCAUUCCCAAUGUUGUAGGGUUGAGAGCAUUUUGGUUGUGUUGGGAUUUACAUAUAAAAGAAAAUAAGCCACCAUAGACAUAUCUGUAGAGACUAUAUUCAUCUCUAUGGUGACCACUCCACCUCUGCUUGUACAGGAUUUAAGGAGGGGUUGACAGACAGGGUUAGAAUGGACGAUUGAUGACUUGAUCUUCUUUAAUCUAAUUUCUGAAUGUUUCCAAAAAUCAGCAGUGAAUCAACAAGUCCGGACAGUGUACGCUGUGGAAUUGAGUUGUAAUGUAAAAUAAUGCAGCACGGUGUCUCAUUGGAACAGAUAUCCCCUGGCUACCUGGCAUAGUCUACUAUCAGGCUAGCAUAGUCUAUGUACUAUCUGUAGGUUUUGCCAAGCCUGUGUCCUCUUGAUCACUGUUAAGCUUGCCUCCCACAUAGCAUGUCCUUCUAUGCAGCCAAAAACAGUUUCAUCAUAUUCCACUGAAAGCGCUAGUCAGGAAAUGGAGACCUGGUGGUCCAGAGUUGUUGUGUUUGUUGAUGUCUUUAUAGCCUGUCAUUCACUAGGUGGUAGUAGUGUUUCUGUAUCACACUGUCAAUCCAACCUUUAAAGACCCCUCUUGUAAACUGGGUCAGAUAUUAGAGAGGAGAGAUAACCCACAUGUAAAAUGAUUACAGUUUACAAUAGAAGUCAGUAGUAUACUGUAGAAUACUAUACUACACACUGUGAAAGCCUCCACUUCUAUGUCAAAGAUAAUAAAACAAAAACACUACAGUAAAUACUACAGUAUACUACUGUCUGCAAAAACACUAUAGUAAAUACUACAGUAUACUACAAUCUGCAAAAACACUACAUUAAUUACUAUAGUAUAUAUUACAAUUUUCUUUCACUACAGUAUGUAUACUAUAGUUAACUGUAAAUACUACAGUAUACUACAGUAAUUACUAUAGUAUUCACUAUA